GUGAUGCACGAUUGUGUGCGGCUGUGCAGUGACAGGAGACAGGUCCUUGCUACCUACCCUGCCGAAAAGCUAGCCUUCAGCGCCUGUUGCCCCGACGACCGACGCUUCUUCGGACUGGUCACCAUGCAGGCCACCCAUGAUGACGACGGUCACUAUGGCAAUGGUAAUCGGGAGGAAGAGGGCGGGCUGAGGACUUCCUGUCACGUGUUCAUAGUCGACCCGGAACUCUGUCAUCACCAGGUCCAUGUGGGUGUGGCCAGGAGGUUUGGGUUUGAGUGUACUCCUGAUCCUGAUACUGGAGGGUGUCUGGAGUUCCCCCCUACCUCCCAGCCUCUGCUCCAGUUUGUGUCUGUUCUCUACCGGGACAUGGGGGAGAGCAUCGAGGGGGUCCGGGCGCGGGCGUUCGUUGAUCCGGACAACGACCCACAGCAGAACCACAGCACCAGUAGCAACAGCGACAGCGGCAUCGGUAACUUCCUGCCAGAUGAAAAGAGUAACCGUGUCUUAUUGGUUGACCUGGGAGGCCAUAAUCACAACCCCGGUCCACGCCACUGGGACAGCCCUCCUCCUCCCUCGGCCCCGGGCUGGAACCAAGUCCCUCCCGGUGUCGUCCCUGGCCCCCCUCUCCCACCUCCUCCUCCCCCUCACCUCAAUAACAGCUACCCCCCGCCUCUCCCCCCUGCCAUCCCCCCUCGAGGGGCCCACUCCUCCCAGGCUUCACUCCACCACUACCCGCCAGGGAAGAGGGGAGGAUCUGGAGGAGGAGUGGAGCAGAGCCUGACCCAGCCCCAACACCACCAGUCUCAACGCUGGUUACCAGUCCAUGUCCUGAGAGACUGGAGACAACCAGGCCAGGCAGGACAAACGCAGGGACAAGGAGGGCUGUGUAGUGAUCAGGAGUCCUAUGCUGAGUCAACAGAUGGCUGGUCGGCUCCACUACCAGCCGGGGACCUGCCCCUGCCUCCGCAGCCUCCCGGGCUGGCCACGCAGAAGGAUGAGUGGGCUAAGAAGCUGUUUGGGCCUGUUGGCGGAGAGAAAGGACUCAGAGAGCCCAAGCAGAAUGGAAAGAGACGCGUGAAUGGGAAAGAUGGGGAGAAGAAGGCUGGUCGGUUUAGAGGUCUGACGAAGGGCUUCCCUCCUCUACCUCAGCGCUCCUCGGGAAGGCGAUCCUUCGGCCGCAUUAGCCUGGCACGCUCGCUGGAUGACCUGGAGUCUGCCGUGGUCUCUGAUGGAGAGCUGAACAGUGUUGACCUACAGGGCUGUGGUAGUGACAACAGUCUGAACAGUAAUGCCAGCCUACCCAGUGUCCAGUGCCAUCGACGUCACACAGAGAGACGGGUGGCCAGCUGGGCGGCCUGCUUUGAGAGACUGCUGCAGGACCCGGUCGGAGUCAGAUACUUCUCAGAGUUCCUGAAGAAGGAGUUUAGCGAGGAGAAUAUUGUGUUCUGGCAGGCCUGUGAGUUCUUCAGCCAUGUUCCCGACAACGACAAGAAACAGUUAUCUCAGAGAGCUAGACAGAUCUAUAACAGUUAUUUAUCCAGUAAGGCCACUACGCCGGUCAACAUUGACAGUCAGGCCCAGCUGGCAGACGAUAUCCUCAACGCUCCCAGACCAGACAUGUUUAAGGAACAACAACUACAGAUCUUCAACCUGAUGAAGUUUGACAGCUAUACUCGGUUCCUGAAGUCCCUCCUGUAUCAGGAAUGUAUGUUAGCGGAGGUGGAGGGGAGGCCUCUACCAGACCCCUACCACAUACCCAGCUCUCCUACCUCCAAACACAGUACCGGGUCAGAUAGAUCCACACCCAAGAAGGAGGACAAGAAGACUAAGUCGGGCCGCUCUCUGAACGAAGAGAGAGAGAGGGAUGAGUGCGGAGGAGAUAAGAAGAAAGGCAUGUUCUUUUCGUGGUCACGGAACCGGAGCUUCGGGAAAGGCCCCAAGAAACGGGAUCUGGCAGACAUCAACUACAACUUCUCGGGCAGUAACGGGCGUCGGGAAUCACAAGGCUCUCUGUCAUCCGGAGCCAGUCUGGAACUGGGAACGUCCGGAUCUGGAAAGAACGAGGGUGGUUCUAUGGAGAGAGACAGAGAGCGAGGCGGUGACUCUGUAACCCUGAGACAGUGUAACAUCAACCUCCCAGAUGGGACAUGUUGCUCUGUGCCGGUCAGAGCUGGGUUCUCCAUCAGAGAGCUGCUGGUGGGUCUCUGUGAGAAACUCUGUAUCAACGUGGCAGCUGUAGACCUCUUCCUAGUCGGAGGGGAGAAGCCUCUGGUUCUGGAUCAGGACUGUAUGACUCUGUGCUCUCGGGACCUCAGACUGGAGAAACGGACUCUGUUCAGACUGGACUUGGUUCCUAUAAACAGGUCAGUGGGUCUGAAGGCUAAGCCCACUAAGCCGGUGACGGAGGUUCUGAGACCUGUAGUGGCCAAGUACGGCCUCCAGCUGAACGACCUGGUGGCCCGCAUCAGUGGGGAGAAGGAGCCUCUUGACCUGGGUCUCCCCAUCUCUAACCUGGAUGGACUGAGAGUGGUGCUGGAUGUACAAGACAAGACACCACACAAGGGGAGUGUGUUUGCGUCGGCCUGA
This is a messenger RNA of Oncorhynchus gorbuscha (pink salmon), 2586 nucleotides long. Its product is annotated as regulator of G-protein signaling 12-like. Lineage: Eukaryota; Metazoa; Chordata; Actinopteri; Salmoniformes; Salmonidae. The record is from RefSeq and is a predicted model, not a curated record. Gene Ontology annotation, biological process: signal transduction. Gene Ontology annotation, molecular function: GTPase activator activity.